UGCUGCUGGUGGUGGUGUGCUCAGGCUGGGAGAGCGGGACGGGCUGCAGGAGGAGAAGGGCUUUGUGGCUUUGCAAGAAGAAAGUGAGUGAGAUUUCUUCCAAGCAAGCGCUUAAGGAGUGCGGGAUAAACCUUCCAUGAAUGUUUGCAUUGUCUCUCCUUUAAUGAGCCGGUGUUACACUCACCCACGGCAAAGCCAUCGGUCCGGGUUCAUAUGCAUGGGCCCCGAAGAGAGCAAACUAAUCCUAACCACCCAGAAUAGUAUGGAUCAGACGAGUAGUGGAUUGUUGGGAACAUGUGUACCAGGUAUUACAAGUGGAUAAACAAUGUGCAGUGCUCUGAGCCCAACGGCACGAGGACCUGGCCUUUCUGAUAUGCACCAGUACAGCCAGUGGCUGGCCAGCAGACAUGAGGCCAACUUAUUACCAAUGAAAGAGGAUCUUGCGCUGUGGCUCACAAACCUACUGGGUAGGGAGAUAACUGCGGAAACUUUUAUGGAGAAGUUGGAUAAUGGUGCCUUGCUCUGUCGACUAGCUGAGACCCUACAAGAGAAAUUUAAAGAAAACAGUUUUGAUGCAAACAAGCCUGGCAAAAUCCUGCCAGUGCGGAAGAUUCCAUGCAAAGCCAAUGCUCCUUCAGGGUCUUUUUUUGCACGAGACAACACAGCAAAUUUCUUAUCCUGGUGCAGAGAUGUGGGGGUGGACGACACAUGCCUAUUUGAAUCAGAAGGCUUGGUCCUCCACAAGCAGCCCAGAGAAGUGUGUCUUUGUUUGCUGGAACUUGGAAGAAUUGCAGCCAGGUUUGGUGUGGAACCUCCCGGGUUAAUAAAGCUGGAGAAAGAGAUUGAACAAGAGGAAAUACUUUCAGCCCCUCUUCCAUCUCCUUCACCCUCCCCAACAAAGUCUCCGGGGAAAAAGAGCACAGGAAAACUGUUGGAUGAUGCUGUCAAACACAUUUCUGAAGAUCCUCCUUGUAAAUGCCCCAAUAAAUUCUGUGUGGAGCGUCUUUCACAAGGACGGUACAGAGUUGGAGAGAAGAUCCUCUUUAUUAGGAUGCUGCACAACAAACAUGUGAUGGUUCGUGUAGGAGGAGGAUGGGAGACUUUUGCAGGGUACUUGCUGAAACAUGACCCAUGCCGAAUAAUGCAGAUCUCUCGGGUGGAUGGGAAAACCUCUCCAAUCCAGAGCAAGUCUCCGACCAUCAAAGACAUGAAUCCAGACAAUUACUUGGUUGUUUCUGCCCAUUACAAAACCAAGAAGGAGAUUAAGUGAAAUUAACUUCUCGUUUGACUGGGACUAUAUAUAUGUAGGUCCAAAUUAUCUUCUUGAGUGUAGUAAAUUUAGUUUAUGCUUUGAAAGGACUUCAGAAAAUUUAACAGACUGAAAAUGGCAACCUGCUUUGAAGAUCUUUGAACUGUAGAACUAUUUAUUUCUAGUACUGUACCUUUUAUAGCAAAUUAUCCUUGAUAGGUUAAUUACUACAAUCAGAUAAGAAAUAGACAUAUAUUUUUAGCCAAAUCAUUACUCUUAAAUAUGUGAAUGUAUACUUGGAAUGAUUUAAAGGAUGUGGUUCAUGUUAAAGGGAAAACCGCAAUACAAUAUAUUUGUAUGAAAAACCUGUGACAUUGAGUCCAUGACUGUUUUUAGGUUAGUUGGAAAAGAUAUAUGUAGGCUGAGUGUGCAGAGUGAUAAAAGCUAUUUGCUAACACUUGCUGCCUACAGACUAAAAUCAAAAUGGACUAUUUUUUAUAGGUUGCAAUAAUAAGCAAUAAUUUUUAAAAAAGGAUUAUUGUGUGCUAUACAGUUCCCUAAAAAGGCCAUUUUAAAAAGUUUGUAUAUCCUUAAGCUACUUUGACAAAGUUAAUUUUAAGAUCCAGAUCCACAAAGGGAUUUAGACACCUACUCCCCAGAUUCAGGCACCUAAAUCGCAGAUUUAGGCACCACUGCAAUACACAAAACCUGCUUGGCUGCCACCUAAUCCUUUGGGUGCCUAAACUCAAUUUUUGUUAUAAAAGUUCCCUAGGCACCUAAGUUCCUGCCUCCGGGCAUGCACACAACCUCACAUCAGACAUCUGUACGCCUAUCUCAUGCCCCAGCAGGGUCCUCAGAUGAGGCUAAGAUAGGCAUUCCCCUGCCUAGCUCACUCACAGCAUGCCUACCAAAUAGGAGUACAUUCAAAGUCCCACCGGCUGAGGAAGUGGUGGCAAUGCCACCUCCCCCCUUAAAACAUUUAGCUCAGUGGUUAGAGCACUCACCUGGGAUGUGGGAGACCCGUGUUCAAUUGCCCCCCUCUGCCUUUUUGGAGGAAAGGAUUUCUGAAGAGGGGUCUCCCACCACACAGGUGAGUGCCUUAACCACAGUGGGAUGUUCUGAUGUAGGACUCCCUAAAACUCUCCUGUUGAAGCUGCUCCACUUUGGAAAAAUAAUUAGUCAUUGGAGCACAGGUAGUGGACCCUGGGUCUCCCAUCUUCCAAAGGAAUGCCCCCAUUUCGAGGUUCAUUCUCAGUUUAGCAUUCUGGCCCAAUGACUAAGCAUUUAUACAAGGUAGAACAGCUUCAACAGGAGAUACUGAGGAAGUCACACAUCAGACUAUCCUGUAGCCCAGCGGUUAGGGCAUGUCCCCAAGAGGUCGGAGCUCCCUGUUCAAAAUCCUUUCUCUCUACCAGACAGAGAGAGACAUUGUUUGCAGCUCUCCCAUAUGCUGGCCAAAUGAUCUAAUCACUAGCUAUAAGGUAGGCAGGACCCCCACCUCUAUCAGUGUUUCUUGCAUGAAAUGGCUUAGGUACCUAAUCCCAGGAGAAGGUUACCCAGCUCUGGCUCACAAGCAGAGAUGGGACUGCCCUACAGCCUAGACUUAGCUGCCUAACUUAGUAGAGGGUUGAGGCUUAACACACACGCCUCUUCUCAACAUCUCCUUAGUUUAGGUGGCUCCCCACCUAGCAUGCUGUUUUUUGUGAAUCCCAUUCUUAGGUGCUUAACUCUCUGUAUGCCUUUUAUAGGGAGUGUAGGUGCCUAACUCAGGGUUUGUGAAUUUCAGUGAUUUUUCUAGGUGUCUAAAAGUUAGUCUUUGCAAUGCUGAGUUCUUAAGUUCCUUUGUGGAUCCAGGCCUGAAUCCACCUGGUCCUUUCAUGGGUGCCCAGUGACAGGAGGAUAUAAGACGCAAUGGUUGAUUACACCAGGGAUUGUAAAUGACAAUGCACAAAGGGAUGUAGUACUGACAAUGCAGAUAGUGUGCAUGGGCACUCCGGUUUAAAUAUGUUGGUUGGGUGUGAAAAAUCCACUCCCCUGAGCAGCGCUGUUAAACCAACUUAAUUCUCCAUGUAGACAGUGCUAGGUCAUCAUAAGAAGUCUUCCACCAACUUAUCUACCACUUCUUGGGAAGGUGGAUUACCUAUGCUGAUGGGAGAAUGCCUCCUGUCAACAUAUCAGAGGGGUCAACGUCAGUAGUGUAUAGACUGAAACGCUAUAGUAACGCAGGUGCAGCAAUAGAGCCAUAAUGCUGUAGCAUUUGAAGUGUAGACAAGCCUUGAGUCAGAAUGCAACCUUGUGCUUCCCUUAUGGCAAGUCACCUUCAUGCUGCCCCUUACUUUGAGUUUGACUGAAAGGCACAGUCUAGCCCUACUUUUAGUAAAUUAAUUGGGUCAAAUAUGAACAGAUCCAUUGCUCACUCUUUAGAGCAAUUCAGAUUUUUGUAAAUCAUCCACAUGCCUCU
Molecule: messenger RNA, 3710 nt
Organism: Gopherus evgoodei (Goodes thornscrub tortoise)
Lineage: Eukaryota; Metazoa; Chordata; Testudines; Testudinidae
Gene: GAS2
Product: growth arrest specific 2
Exons: 10
Coding region: 326-1270 (314 amino acids)
Biological process (GO): actin crosslink formation
Cellular component (GO): actin filament
Molecular function (GO): actin filament binding; cytoskeletal adaptor activity; microtubule binding
Source: RefSeq, a predicted model, not a curated record